Molecule: messenger RNA, 1555 nt
Organism: Lytechinus variegatus (green sea urchin)
Lineage: Eukaryota; Metazoa; Echinodermata; Echinoidea; Temnopleuroida; Toxopneustidae
Product: RING-box protein 2-like
Exons: 4
Coding region: 105-497 (130 amino acids)
Biological process (GO): ubiquitin-dependent protein catabolic process; protein ubiquitination
Cellular component (GO): nucleus; Cul5-RING ubiquitin ligase complex
Molecular function (GO): zinc ion binding; ubiquitin protein ligase activity; cullin family protein binding
Source: RefSeq, a predicted model, not a curated record
GCGCGCCCUCAUCGAUAAUUAAAUUAUAGGAGUUUGAGAAAGUCGAGACGAAAACAAGGACUUUAAAACGUAUUUUCUUGAUUGUGAACGAAACGACGAGUAAGAUGUCGAUACCUCGACCUGCCGCAAAUCCGGAAGUUGGCUGCGGGGGAUCUACGGGCCUCGGUCCAUCAGGAACGCCAACGGUAGCCGGGACUGGGACGGCGGCGAACCCCAAAAGUACUGACCAGAGCCAGAGACUAUUUUCCUUGAAGAAAUGGAACAUUGUGGCGAUGUGGAGUUGGGAUGUGGAAUGCGAUACUUGUGCAAUUUGCAGGGUUCAAGUCAUGGAUGCCUGUCUAAGAUGUCAAACAGAAAACAAACAAGAAGAGUGUGUCGUUGUGUGGGGCGAGUGCAAUCAUUCCUUCCAUAACUGCUGCAUGUCGCUUUGGGUCAAGCAGAACAACCGCUGCCCUCUAUGUCAGCAGGAGUGGAUGGUUCAACGCAUAGGAAAGUGAGGCAGCCACACCCUUCCAUCUGUUCGAUCAAUACUGCCCUCACAUUGGGGUUUAAGGCAUAUGCCAGCGAUCACCGAACUUGUGACUUGGAUGUUAACUCUUGUAAGGAUGUACAGUGUUCACAGCUCCACUAUGUCUUGCGAUUGUGAUUCUGGACAUUGUGCUUCCAGAGUUCCAGGACAUGUUAAAUUCACCGGGCUUGCUCAGUGUUUGAUCAGAACUGCGGAAUGAUGGACAUAAAAAUGUCCUAAACUUCAGACAAUGAUAAUAACUGAUAUUUGUGUAGCACCUUUCACAAGAUAUAACACAUACACCAUCAGAGGAGGGAGUUUCACAAAAAGUUAUGUGUCGUUUAAAGUCAUACUAUUGUGCCACAGUUACAUAAUAUUUAACGCAUGAUCUCAUUGGGGAACUUUGAAAAUUACUCAACAGUGACGGUAUCCAUCGAGUACAGUGGGUAGUUAUAUAUGAGGAUAUGGAAGAACUUGGGCUUUGAAAUUUCAGUUGAAUUGUUUCAGUAUCGGUAAAGAUUUAGAUUAAGUUUGACAAUAUAGAGAGGUACAGCAAUAUGAUUCAGAAUAUAUAUGCUCAGUAAAUGUAGACAGGCUUUGACAAGAUUUCAAUCAAAGCAGAUUUGUUUCAACAUGUCUGGUCACUCUGGUUAUACUUAGUUAUCCACUUGAUGAUUUCAAGUACCGGUAUAGUGUUGGGUGUUGAAAAUAGAUUCAUUCAAACAACCUACUUCUUGAUAUCAAGUGUGGUGUUCGGUUUUAGUGCUGGCAUUGGUGUUAAAAAUGUGCCACUGGGCUGGUCGUCUGAGCUCUGAAAUUGAUUGUGGAUGCAUCGCAUGGAAAUGUAUGCCUGGUAACAUAAUGAUGCACGUUUGAGAUCAUCUGGGCCCACUCUGAUAAAGACAUGUGAUCGAUCUCAGCAGUAUCACCUUUGGAAACCCAUAAUGCAUAAUUCUUCAUAUAGGAACUGUACACCCCAUUUCUGAAAGAAAGUGUAUUGUAGCACACUUGAUUGUUUGAGUAUCAUCGUCAUGUUUUGUAAGCUGU